Scomber japonicus (chub mackerel) is the source of this 2385-nucleotide messenger RNA. It is a transcript of the gene hcfc2, whose product is annotated as host cell factor C2. Lineage: Eukaryota; Metazoa; Chordata; Actinopteri; Scombriformes; Scombridae. Gene Ontology annotation, biological process: regulation of DNA-templated transcription; chromatin remodeling. Gene Ontology annotation, cellular component: histone methyltransferase complex. The record is from RefSeq and is a predicted model, not a curated record. Gene Ontology annotation, molecular function: transcription coactivator activity; protein binding. The coding region runs from base 19 to 2286 and encodes 755 amino acids. The transcript has 17 exons.
AGCUUCCCUGACGGGAAAAUGGGCACCUGUGUCGAGGAGCCGCAAUGGAGAAAAAUCCACUCAGUUGCCGGAGUGGUACCGCGGUCCAGACACGGACACCGAGCAGCAGUUAUUCGGGAGCUGGUUGUUGUUUUCGGAGGCGGAAAUGAAGGCAUAGCGGAGGACCUCCAUGUUUACAACACCGUCUCAAAGCAAUGGUUUCUUCCUGCUGUGAGGGGUGACAUCCCACCAGGUUGUGCUGCACAUGGCUUUGUCUGCGAUGGUACUAGAAUACUGAUCUUCGGCGGCAUGGUGGAGUUCGGCAAAUACUCAAACAGCCUGUAUGAACUUCAGGCUAGUCGCUGGUUGUGGAAGAAGCUGAAACCAAGAGCACCCAGGAAUGGCUUGCCUCCCUGCCCUCGGAUCGGACACAGCUUCACUCUCUUGGCUAACAAGUGUUACCUGUUUGGAGGGCUGGCCAAUGACAGCGAGGACCCGAAUGGCAAUGUUCCACGGUACAUGGGAGAUUUGUAUGAGCUGGAGCUGCAGUCAAUAUCCGGGGUGAGAGGAUGGAGCAUCCCGGAGACAAAAGGUUGUGGUCCCCCAGCACGGGAGUCCCACACAUCGGUUGUUUACACUGGCCUGGGUUCUCCGAAGCUUUACAUCUUUGGAGGGAUGCAAGGAUGCCGGUUAGACGACCUCUGGCAGCUUGACCUUGACACAAUGGUUUGGACAAAGCCUCAAACAAGGGGUUCCACACCAGUACCCAGAAGCCUUCACUCAGCCAGUGUCAUCGGAAACAAGAUGUAUGUUUUCGGUGGCUGGAUUCCUGUUCCAGAGUCAGACAAGCCUAACGCUUUAGGAACUGAAUGGAUCUGCACUAACUCCUUAAGUGUACUCAACUUAGACACUAUGAUCUGGCAGAAUCUGGGCCCAGAGCAGCAGGAUGAUAUAGAGUCCCAGCUGCAGAGCCAGGGGCCCCACGGCGAUGACCAGUACGCCUGCAGUCCCCGAGCCAGGGCCGGCCACUGCGCCGCCGCCAUCGGAUCCAGGCUUUACAUUUGGAGCGGCCGCGACGGAUACCGCAAGAGCUGGAACUACCAGGUCUGCUGCAAGGACCUUUGGUACCUGGAAACAGAACGACCAGCCACCCCAGAGGCAGUGUUACUCAUCAAAUCCACAGUCAGCAUGCUCCACGUGGCGUGGCGCCCUCUGGCAGCGGCGGACUGCUACAUCCUGCAGAUUCAGCCCGUGUGUCCUCCCAGCACCGCAGCCGGCGCUCCGCCAGCCACACCAGUUGAUCCAAGCAGAGCAGAUGGACGGGAGGGGAAAGAUGGAGAUCCUGCAGGUGUCCAGUCCCUUCAAGCUCAAAGUGAACGAAACACUAAAAAAGGGGAGAACACUUCAUCUCAGGAUGUUUCAGCGCAGCAGGAAACUCCAGUGAAAUCAUCCGGUGGGAGAGAGACGGAAGAAAAGUCGGACACUAAACGCUGCACUGCUCAACAGGAAACGUCAUCAGCUGAGGUCAGCAGCUCAACUCAGCACCCGUCAGACAAUCAACCUGCUACAGCUGACAAGAGGACAGAUUUGUACGGCCAAACAGAUCAGCAGAAUCCAGAGAAAGCGGUGUGGUUUGAUGUCGGCGUGUUCAAAACGCUCUUCUCUGAGGUCAACCACUACUUCCUGCCAGCUGAUAACGAGCAGGCCACUACAGGCAUCAGCAGCAGACCCCAAAAUACUAAAGAGAAGAGGCAGUCAGUGCCUCAGGACUACCAGGACAGAGAGAAGCAGGAGCUGGCUCCAGGUCAGACCUACAGGUUCAGAGUGGCAGGUUUCAACUGCUUCGGCCAGGGAGACUUCAGCCCCGUCAGCGAGUUCAAGACCUGCCAACCCGGCUUCCCUGGAGCGCCCUCUGCUGUCAAAAUUACCAAGGCCAGCGAUUCGGUCCACAUCACAUGGGAGGCGCCCCCCUCUCCAUCAGGCCGGAUCCUGGAGUAUUCCAUGUACAUGGCGGUGAAGAAGAGCCGAUCCACCAGCUCAGAGCGCCCGGGUCAAAUGGCCUUCAUCCGGAUCUACCGCGGCACCAAGACGUUCUGCUCGGUCAGCUCCACCCACCUGUACAACGCCCAGAUCGACUCCUCCGCCUCCAACCGGCCCGCCGUCGUCUUCCGCAUCGCUGCCAAGAACGAGCAGGGUUACGGCCCCGCCACGCAGAUCCGCUGGAUUCAAGAUCCCAGUAAAUUGCGAGGCGCCACCAAGUCAGACAGCGCCGAGGCUGACCAGGACGCCGCUGACAGCUCCAGCUGAAAAGAAAAAGUUUGCACCUUUGCCUUUGUGUUUUGGAGAAAAGACUCCACUCAGGACGUUGGCAGUGUAUGCCAGUCAAUCGCUGUAUGAUAUUCCCUU